Rotaria sp. Silwood2 is the source of this 1350-nucleotide messenger RNA. The record is from the annotation of a GenBank genome assembly. NCBI's taxonomy places the organism in Eukaryota, Metazoa, Rotifera, Eurotatoria, Philodinida, Philodinidae.
AUGUCUCGCGCUAUUGGUAUAGAUUUGGGAACGAAGUAUUCAUGUGUCGGUGUAUUUCAACAUGGUAAAAUUGAAAUUAUUGCUAAUGGUCAAGGCAAUAGAGCAACACCAUCUUAUGUUGCAUUUACAAAUAGUGAACAUUUAAUUGGUGAUGCAGCUAAAAAUCAAGUAGCUAUGAACCCUAGUAAUACAAUAUUUGAUGCUAAACGACUUAUUGGUCUUAUUAAUGAUAAUGGAAAACCAAACAUUCAAGUUAAAUAUAAUCAUGUAACAAAAUUAUUUACACAAAAAGAAAUUUCAUCAAUGGUUUUAAUGGAGAUGAAAGAAACUGCUGAAGCUUAUCUUGGUAAUAAUGUUUUAGAUGCUGUUGUUACUGUCCCAGCUUAUUUUAAUGAUGCACAACGACAAGCAACAAAAGAUGUUGCUACUGGUACUAUUGCUGGUCUCAAUGUCUUACGUAUUAUAAAUGAACCAACGGUAGCAGUCAUUGCCUAUGGUUUAGAUAGAAAAACAGCCGGUAAAAAAAAUGUUCUCAUAUUUGAUUUGGGUAGUGGUACAUUCGAUGUAUCGAUACUCAUCAUUGAUAAUGGUAUUCUUGAAGUUAAAUCAACGAUCGAUAUAUCACAAAAUUCACAUGCUCUUCGAUGUUUACGUACGACAUGUGAACGAGCUAAACGUACAUUAUCUCAAAUAACAAUUGAAAUUGAAUCUCUUCAUGAAGUUAUUGAUUUUAAUACAUCAAUAACACAAGCUCGUUUCGAAGAAUUAUGUACUGAUCUAUUUCUACUUGUUGGUGGUUCAACACGUAUUCGAAAACUACAAAAAUUACUUCAAGAUUUCUUUUACGGUAAAGAAUUAAAUAAAUCCGUUAAUCCCGAUGAAGCCGUAGCUUAUGGUGCAGCUGUUCAAGCAGCUAUUUUAAAAGACAAUCAUUUAUUGGGACAUUUUGAAUUAACUGGUAUUCCACCUGCACCAUGUGGAGUGUCAAACAUUGAAGUUAUCUUUGAUGUUGGUUAUGAUGGAAUAUUAAAUGUAUCUACUAUUGAAAAAUCAACAAGUCGAGAAAAAAAGAUACAAAUUCGACAUGAUCAAAAUCGUUUAUUACAAGAAGAAAUUCAAGAUAUGGUUGAAGAUGCUGAAAAAUAUAAAAAAGAAGAUGGUUUAAUACAUGAACGUAUGGUAGCAAAAAAAUCACUUGAAUCGUAUUGUUAUAAUAUGAAAUCAAGUAUUAAUAGUGAUCAAAUAUCAUCAAAACUUUCCAUAGAAGAUAAAACAAAAAUAAAUGAAACAAUUGAAUCAACAUUACAAUGGAUUGAAUUAAAUCAAUCGGCUAGAACACAAGAAUUAUAA